This is a messenger RNA of Thamnophis sirtalis, 2129 nucleotides long. Lineage: Eukaryota; Metazoa; Chordata; Lepidosauria; Squamata; Natricidae. The record is from RefSeq and is a predicted model, not a curated record.
GUGCAGACAAGGAGAUCGAUGUCAUUGAUGUGACACGCCAAGCUGACCUCAAGAUGCGCCUGGGUGACUUUGUCGGCUACUACUGCAGCAGCCGCCGAGAGAAAGUGCUCAAUGUCAUCAGUCUGGAAUUCUCAGAAACCAGGGAGAGAAGAUCUUCUACCUGGUACGUCCCACUGCGGCCAACCUGACCCUCUUUGAGGCAUGGAGCAGCUCCUCCAAUCAGAAUGAAAUGUUCUUUGGGGACCAAGUGGAUAGGUGCUAUCGCUGUCCUGUCCGCCAGGGCCAGACCCUCUUCAUACCGACAGGGUGGAUCCAUGCUGUGCUGACCCCCGUGGACUGCCUGGCCUUUGGAGGCAAUUUUCUACACAGUCUCAACAUUGAGAUGCAGCUCAAGGCUUACGAGAUUGAAAAGCGCCUCAGCACAGCUGAUCUCUUCAAAUUCCCCAACUUUGAAACGAUCUGCUGGUACGUUGGCAAACAUCUCCUGGAUAUCUUCCGAGGCCUUCGAGAAAACCGUAGGCACCCAGCUGCCUAUUUGGCUCACGGGGCCAAAGCCCUUAAUACUGCAUUUCGCUCCUGGACUAAAAAGGAGGCUGAAUUUCCUCGGAAACUGCCACGAGCCAAACCCUGUUCCGACCCAAAUAAAGUGCGGGAGCCAGGGGAAGUAGAAUUUGACAUUGAAUGAUGCUCCUGCAUCUCCCAGUACUCAGGAAGCCAUCCAAGGCAUGUUGUGCAUGGCCAACCUCCAGUCGUCCUCCUCGGGAGGGGCCUCCAGCUUGCAGGCCUGGUUGGCAGCUGGGCAUGAACGUGGCUCUGCGGGAGCCUCUGGCACACAGCGCUCAGGAAAGAGACCCAUCAAACGGCCGGCUCAUCACAGCACUGACAGCGAGGAAGAGGCCAGCAUGGAUGAGCAGGAGAGCCUGGGAGCCUGUUUUAAGGAUUCUGAAUACAUUUACCCCUCCUUGGAAUCAGAUGAGGAUGACCCAGCCUUGAAGUCACUGCCAAAGAAGAAAAAAUGCACGGAUGAUGCUCCGUGGAGUCCUAAAGCCCGGGUGACCCCAACUCUACCCAAGCAAGACCGCCCAGUCCGUGAAGGAACCAGAGUGGCAUCUGUCGAGACCGGGCUGGCAGCUGCAGCAGCUAAACUAGCUCAGCAGGAACAUCAGAAGUCGCAGCGGCGGAAAUUCGUGGUAAAAAAGAAGCCGCCAUCUCCAAAAGCUCCUAGUCCAGAACCGGAGCCAGAGCCAGAACCAGAGCCAGAGCCAGAGCCAGAACUGAUAGAAGCAGAAGUGGAGCCAGAUGUGCCGCCACCACCCCCUGUCCCCCAGGAACCAGAUCCUGAGCUGGAGGCCCCUGUGCCCACCCCUCCUCCGGAAACAAAACAGGAGCAGUUUGCUGGCAGCCUGGUGGAUCAUGAAUACACUGCUCGGCCUAAUGUCUUUGGAAUGGCCCAGGUGAACCGGGGCUCCACGCCUAUGGCCCCAGGGGUCUUCUUGUCCCAGCGGCGCCCCUCAGCUGGCUCACCAGGUCCUCAAGCAGCACAGGGAAAACGCCCCAAGAAGGGCUUAGCGACAGCCAAGCAGCGACUGGGACGCAUCCUGAAGAUCCAUCGCAAUGGCAAGCUACUCCUCUGAGUGCAUCCCCAUGUCAGCUCCAGACCACAUGCCCAGCUCUUGGGCAGCAGAAGUUGGGUGAGGCACAGAGACCCACUUGGAGGCACCGCCUGGUGUCUUUGGAGGGCUAACAGGACCUUGGGCGUGCAGACAAGGCCUGCGCUACUCUACCUCUCCUUCCCUCACAUGGAUCAGAGCCAAGUCUGAGCUGCCUGUGUUACUGUUGGGAGCUUUCUCGAUUGGCGGCACCUGAACACAGAGGCGAACCGUACCGGUUUCCCUGAAGAGACAGACAACGUAGGAAGCGGGGGCUUCGUUGUGCCCGCUGAUUCUCCAUCCCUACCUCGACCCGCUGCACUUCCUUUUUUUUUUUGUUUUUUUUGUUCUGGGGCUGAUACCUCUUUUCGAAUGUUCCCUUCCCUCUGUCAAGUCACACCUUGUCUUUUCCUCCUAGCAGCUUCAAAUGCCCUUUGUAUCUUUUGUUGCUGUUGGCAGACCCUGGCAUGCCAAGGAGCG